UAACCCGGCUGUGACGUCACGUGGUGACUGUAGCUGCCUGCCUCCAUGCUGGAGUUGAUGUAACAGGCGUGAGGAUUGAUCAUUGUACCGGUGUUUGAGUUUCAUUGAUCGGAUAAACGGCGAUCAGACAGAUCUGUCAGCAGACAUGUCGUACUGCAAGCAGGAAGGUAAAGAUCGCAUCAUAUUUGUCACCAAAGAGGAUCAUGAAGCACCCAGUAACGCUGAGCUAAUCGAAGACGACCCGAAUGAUCCAUAUGAGGAUCACGGUCUUAUUCUACCUAAUGGUGACAUAAACUGGAACUGCCCGUGUCUGGGCGGUAUGGCCAGUGGCCCUUGUGGACAGCAGUUCAAGGAAGCCUUUUCUUGUUUCCACUAUAGCAAAGAGGAGGUAAAGGGGUCAGAUUGUGUGGAAAACUUCCGGAGUAUGCAGGAGUGUAUGCAGAAAUACCCCGAGCUUUACCCCCAGGAAGAUGACAAUGACAGCGCCCCCUCUGGUGGGGCUAAUACUUCACCCAGUGAAUCUACUUCCACUGACUCUCUCCCUUCAUCCUCUCCUGAUUCCGCACCAGCAGCCACAGAAAACCCAGCAGCUAGCUAAUGUCACCCUGGCUUCAUUUCCACCGCACCUCACAGCAGAGACACUUUUGUGUAUGCAGAGAUCAUAUCAAAAUUCACUGGAUAACUAUGAUGCUCUCCAACUGGCUGCAUGAUGCACAGAGAUGGGGGAAGCCCUUAAACUUCAGGUUUUUUGAUUAGAAUAUUCAAAUGACAUUAAUGUGCACUUGAGGGACCUUUAAAUAAUGAGUUAGGGGAUCUGUAUGGUGAGAAUGAGCCCAUUUGAAUCAUCCAGCUUUGUAUUUUCUGGUUAUUAUUUGCUCCACAGCCCAAGCUAGUUUGACUUGUGUACAGAUCAAAGGUCGUUUGGCGGUUGUACUUUGACAACUGUGCACUUUUGCGAUGAAAUACUCAAAUAACAAGACUAUAUACAUUUCCUGUUUUGAUUUUUGUUGUAGAACAUGAUUAAACAAUUUUAUGAUGAAGAAA
This is a messenger RNA of Megalobrama amblycephala (Wuchang bream), 1044 nucleotides long. It is a transcript of the gene chchd4a, whose product is annotated as coiled-coil-helix-coiled-coil-helix domain containing 4a. NCBI's taxonomy places the organism in Eukaryota, Metazoa, Chordata, Actinopteri, Cypriniformes, Xenocyprididae. Gene Ontology annotation, molecular function: protein-disulfide reductase activity. Gene Ontology annotation, biological process: protein import into mitochondrial intermembrane space. Gene Ontology annotation, cellular component: mitochondrial intermembrane space. The record is from RefSeq and is a predicted model, not a curated record. Bases 146 to 598 code for a protein of 150 amino acids. The transcript has 3 exons.